AUGUUCACUCAGACCCCAGUUGGGGGAAGAAGAGUUCGUAAUCAACGUCAAUGGUCUAAGGUUAUUACUGGAGAUCGUCCCGCUGCACCAUUGCCCUCAUCAGGAGCUUCCCCAUCAUUUUCAUAUGGUUCUCCAUCAAUUAAUCCUCCAGAUAUUCCAUCACUUCAUGAUACAACUGUUGGCCUUGCGUCUGCACUUAGAGCUGCACAAAAAAAUACUCAAAGGAAGGAUUAUAUAAAUGAAAAUAUUACACCUUUAAAACAACCUAAAUUUUUAAAACAAGAACUUUCAAAUACUAGUCCCCUAUAUUCUCCAAAUCCAAGAAAUAUAGAACGUAAAAAAGGAUCUCAACGAGUUUUGAAAAAAAUGGAUGAGAAUUUAGAUUCUUCAGAUAAUCACUUUCAAAAUGAUCAGUUGAAUAUGAAAACUUCCGGAAAUAAUUUUAAGAAAAAUACUGAUCAAGAUCAAAAUAUCAAACAAAAUGAAAAAGUAUCUCGUUAUUAUUUAAGAGAACAUGAUAGUGUAGAUGGUGGUUCACGAUUGUCAUUAAAUUAUGAUGCAACAAAUAAUUCAGAAAAUCUAGAAAACUUUGAAUCUCGAUCAUAUGAAGAAGAAGAACUUUUAUACAGCCAAUUAAAUGAAACGGAUUUUAAAGACUUUUUUGAUAAUUAUGAUUCUAGUAUUCCAGAGGAUUAUAUAAAUACAGAUAGUCAAGAAUACCUUGAUGAUGAUUAUGAAAAGCAAGCAAACAAAAUAUUAAAUUUUAUUCACUUUUGCUGGUUUAUGAUUACAUCUCUUUCUAGGCAAUUCAUCUUCUAUUGUUUUAAUUUACUUAUGUGGCCAAUUACUACUCUUAUUUCUUUAUUUUCUCAUAUAAUCAAAUCAAUUUUAAAGAUUACUAUUCGAAAAGUAUAUACCAUAUUUAUUAUUCUUUCUAUAAUAUUCGCUAUCACUAUUCCAAGUUUGUUGGAGAAAAAUUAUAUAAAAUUGAAAUGGAUUUAUAGACCUUAUUCACUAUCAAUAUAUAAUCAUUCAAAUCCUCAAAAUAUGGAUGAAUUGAUACAGCGCUUAGUAAAUUUAGAGAAAACUUUAAAGAGUUAUGAGAUAACAAUUCAAAAUAUAAUCCAGGAUAAAAAAAAUAUAUUAAAAGCGAUAAAAGAAAUAGAUAUUAAAGGACAUGAAAAUUCAGAAACAACAAAGUUAUUAAAGAAAGAGUUUAAUGUAUUUAAAAAUUCGUUUGAAAAAACUAAGAAAGAAAUAUUAAACCUAAAUCUACAAGAUGAUAGAAAAAAGUCGCAAAUUACUGACCUUUUUCAUUCUUUUUCUUUUUUACAGAAAAAUACUUCGAAAUGUCAAAGUCAAUUUAAUGAUUGUAAAAAUUCAUUAGCAUCUUUUAAUUUAGAAGUUUCUGCUAUUAAGAAAUCAGUUGAUUGUCUUUAUAAGGAGUUUAAUAAUUUUCAAAUGACUUUUAAAAAUGAUUCAGAUGAUAAAUAUAUUACGGACAAAAUUAUUAAAGUAAUUGAUUCUUAUCUUCCGCCACAACUUGUUGUAAAAAUAAAUCCCAAAACCAAAAAAAUAGAUAUUAGUCCUGAAUUUUGGAUUCUUCUUCGAGAAAUUUUUCCUGAUCGUUUAGAAAUAGAUGGUGUUUUGAAAGCAUCAUUUGGAAAGGAGCUAAAUAGAGAUGAAAAUGCUUCGUAUUUAAUUUCAUGGACAAAUUUCCUUAAAAAUAAUGAAGAAAAUAUGAAAACCUUUAUUAAAACUCAAACUAAAGAAGAUUUAAAAAAGAGUGAAGAAAACGGAUUAAUUGUAUCUAAAACAUACUUCAUGACUACGCUUAAAGAGAACCUAAAAAAAAUUCAAAAUGAUUUAGAAAAUGAUUUCACGAAAAUGAAAGAACAAAUUAAUGAUCGCUUCAAAAAAAUAGAUUAUAUGUUUAAAAAUAAGACAGAAACUGAUCAUUUGAAAUAUUCGAAGAAUGAAAAUGCUUUCAACAAAGCAAUUGAAACUUUGGUCAAGGCUGCUCUUCAUAAAUAUUCUUCUGACGUAUUAGCUCGGCCUGAUUUUGCUCUUUACUCUUCCGGUGCAAGAAUUAAUCCUUUUCUUACAUCACCGACAUAUCUACAAAGACCUACUAGGUUUAUUCCAAGACUUUUAUCUAAAAUAUUUUGGAAUAUUGGCUGUACUUGGGGUUAUCCACCUGCAAUGGCUAUUAAUCAUGAAAACACUGUAGGAAUGUGCUGGGCAUUUCCUGGUUCUUCUGGACAAAUUUCUAUUCGUUUAAGUGAAACUAUUUUUUUAACUGACAUAACAAUUGAACAUGUUCAUUCUGAUAUUGCUCACGAUAUUUCUACUGCUCCUCGUGAUAUUCAAUUUUGGGCUCAUAUUGAUCAUCCUGAUUUACAAGAACUAGUAAUUCAACAUACUUCACCUCAGUCACUGAAUUCUAUUCCACCAUCAAAAUCAUAUUUUUUGAUUGCAACUAUGACUUAUAAUAUUUUUUCUACCUAUUCUAUCCAAACUUUUCCUAUCCCUACUGUUAUUCAACAAUUAAAUAUUCCUGUGAAAAAUGUCCUCUUUCGAAUUCUUAGUAAUUGGGGAAAUGAUAAGUUUACUUGUCUUUAUCGUAUUCGUGUUCAUGGAACAAAACUUACACUUAAUCAAACAACCACAUCUAAUCAAAACAAAUAA
Molecule: messenger RNA, 2688 nt
Organism: Pneumocystis murina B123
Lineage: Eukaryota; Fungi; Ascomycota; Pneumocystomycetes; Pneumocystales; Pneumocystaceae
Exons: 5
Coding region: 1-2688 (895 amino acids)
Biological process (GO): nuclear envelope organization
Cellular component (GO): meiotic nuclear membrane microtubule tethering complex; nuclear envelope
Molecular function (GO): protein-membrane adaptor activity
Source: RefSeq, a predicted model, not a curated record